This is a messenger RNA of Salvia splendens (bonfire salvia), 1011 nucleotides long. RefSeq lists its product as uncharacterized. NCBI's taxonomy places the organism in Eukaryota, Viridiplantae, Streptophyta, Magnoliopsida, Lamiales, Lamiaceae. The record is from RefSeq and is a predicted model, not a curated record. Bases 1 to 1011 code for a protein of 336 amino acids. The transcript has a single exon.
AUGGGCUUCCCCGAACAAUGGGUGACGCUCAUUGAAAGGUGCAUUGGAUCUUGUUGGUUUUCGAUUCUUAUUAAUGGGGCGCCGGCAGGCUUCUUCAAAUCCACCUGUGGACUAAGGCAAGGGGAUCCUAUCUCCCCCGCCCUCUUCGUUCUAGUGGCGGACUAUCUCUCGAGACUACUUGAUAAACUCAUCCUUGGCAACAAAGAGAUGACAUUCAAAGCAAUCCGGGGAAGUAUUGAGAUCAGCCACCUCGCCUAUGCGGAUGACAUCAUUAUCUUCACGCAAGCGGCCGUGAACCCCCUUCGGAGGCUUCGUGGCUGUCUGGAUCACUAUGCCGAGGUGUCUGGUCAGCAAAUCAACCUCGACAAGAGUAAUUUCUAUAUUGCCGAGGCUCAUGAAGGCUGGACAAACACAAUACAAAGCGAAGGAGGUUUCUCACGAGGUACGUUUCCCUUCCUUUACCUUGAAGUCCCUAUUUACCGGGGGGUGAAGCGCACGAGUAUGUUCUUGUUCAUCCGGGAGAAAAUCUCAGCUAGGAUCUCUGGGUGGGCCCAUCGUCACCUCUCCUUUGGGGGGAGACUCACUUUGAUUAAAAGCACACUAGAAGCGAUCCCCCUACACAUUUUUCAAGCUAUUGAGCCUACGGGUGGUGCCCUCAAGCAAUUGGAUCAGCAGAUCGCUCGGUUCUUUUGGGGGUCAACUAAUGAGAAGAAAAGGACACACUGGAUUAGUUGGGACCAGGUUUGCCUACCCACAGCCGAAGGAGGCUUGGGCAUUCGGAAGAUCAAGGAAGUCUUACGAGCUUUUAAUAUCAAGUUGUGGUGGCGGUUUAGGGAACAAAACUCCCUUCUGGCUACGUACAUGAUGGCCAAAUAUUGCCAUAAGGCUUCUCCACUCACAGCUAAAGCCAUGGGGAGGGGCAGCCCUACUUGGAAGAGGAUUUUGAAGGCCCGGGCCCAGGCUCAACCGCACAUUCGAUGGGUUGUGGGAGAAGGAAAGAUGCUAUUCUAG